Molecule: messenger RNA, 1062 nt
Organism: Rotaria sordida
Lineage: Eukaryota; Metazoa; Rotifera; Eurotatoria; Philodinida; Philodinidae
Source: the annotation of a GenBank genome assembly
AUGUCUUCACAACAAAUUAAUAUUUUAUUCACAGGUGCAACUGGCUAUAUUGGAGGCUCCGUUCUGACUGGUCUUCUUCAACAUCCAAAUUCUUCAAACUUCAAAAUAACCGCUCUGAUUCGUGGUGAUGAAAGUAGAGCGAAGAAACUUGCAUCGCUCGGAGUUAUUCCUCUGAUUGGUUCAAAUGAUUCACACGAUAUCAUCGAGAAAGCAGCAAGUGAAUCACAUGUGGUAAUUCAUACAGGUGAUUCAGCUGACGAUCUUCCAUCAGCUAAAGCAAUUAUCUCUGGUUUGAACAAACGAACUCAGACAACAGGAAAGCCUGUUAUUUAUAUUCAUACUAGUGGCACUGGUGUCCUUAUUGAAGAUGUUCGUGGCAAGAAAGGAUCGAAUACAGUCUACAAUGAUCUUGAUCCUGAUCAGAUCGAUGGUUUAGCCGACACACAGAUACAUCGAAAUGUUGAUCUCUUAGUAACUAACUCAGCACAAGCCAAUCCUCUAUUGAAGAGUGUCAUCAUUCUUCCGCCUCUCAUCUAUGGCAUCGGCAGAGGACUGUUCAAUCAGACUUCCAUUCAACUUCCAAUAUUGAUUCGCGCUGCUUUGAAACGAGACAAGGCCGAAACGAUUGGAGCAGGUGAAUCGACAUGGGACAGUGUUCAUAUCGACGAUUUAGUCGAUGCUUACAUUAUUCUUUUCGAUCAACUUCUCGCUGCCUAUGGACCUAAUGCUAAAUCCGAUGCGAAGCCCAGUCCAUAUUUAACUACAGGACGUGAAGGCUACUAUUUUGCCGAAAACGGACGACAUUCGUGGCGACAAUUGGCCGAAAAAAUUGGUGAAGUUCUUCACAGGAAAGGAGCUAUCAAAUCGUCCAAAGUCACGAGCUUUCCUGAUGAUGAAAUAGAAGAUGCUCUAUGGGGUCCAGCAAGUUGGAACGCACUCGGAAGUCAAUCAAAUUCUAAGGCGGAAAGAUUGCGCAAAUUGGGAUGGAAACCACAUCGACCCAAUCUGUUCGACAGUGUUGAAGAACAAGUUGAUGUUUUGAUCAAUGAUGCGAAGAAUUAA